Molecule: messenger RNA, 486 nt
Organism: Cooperia oncophora
Lineage: Eukaryota; Metazoa; Nematoda; Chromadorea; Rhabditida; Trichostrongylidae
Source: the annotation of a GenBank genome assembly
AUGUAUCAACGCAAGCUUCCUCCUCGUUUCCCAGCUUUGCCGCACAUUCAGCUUGAAACACAUGGUAAAAUAACUCACGCAUGGUAUGAACAUAUUGGACAUAUGCUAACUUCCGAACCAUCCAUAAUCGAUGGUCCCCGUACACUACCCCCGUGUAGCACUUCGGAUCGCCGUCGACUUAAAUCAAAAUUGUUGAUGCAUCCACUAUGUUCAAGAAACAACUGUGAAUCAAUAGUCAAAUCACUUAGGGAGAUUGAUUGGAUAGGUCUCAUCAACUUUUGCAGUAGCACGAACGCUUCUUUAUCAGUGCGCCAGAGUGAAUACAAAAGAUAUUCUGUGGAACUCAGAAAGGCCCUUGUUCGCCGACAAAUGCUGAAGGAAAAUGACUUAGCCUCUAGCAAGAACACCAAGCGCUUUUUCAGUUACUGUAGAAAGAAUCUCAAAUUGGCUGACUCAAUUCCGAAUUUAAUUUCACAGGGUGUCGUG